AUGAAUAGUUCUUGGAUGUACCGUUGGUACGAUAACCGUUGGCCCGCUCCGGCAAGGUCGGGAAUGGUAUCCAGGACGGCAGCUGAGGACGCCGUUCGAAGAGUGGUCAGCGGCCCAGAACGAGGAGACCUGCUGUUCUUCAUCGGGGAGCAAACUGAUGACCAACUGAGCCAGUGGAGGAUCCUGGACACAGACGGCGAUUCAGCAAUUGUCGCCUUCGUGAGGCGGAAGGCCCAAGGCUCGCUGCCGGCUGCUGCUGGUGAGCAUUACCACGAGGCUGUAUGUCCUUGUAAGGAGCAGCAUAUCACCCAAAACGCCGGUGUCGGUAUUGGCUGUUCCAAAAAGCUGUUCCAAGCCAUCAUGGCCUCGGUGCGGGGAGCAUGGCUGGAGCCGGCGCGGCGGCAGGGCCAGGCCCCAGGAGCACUGCAGCUGACGGCCUGGCGCUUGUGGGAAGGGAACCGAUCCCCAGGGGUAACGAUUGGGGUUUGGCUGAACGCUUAUGGCAUUAAGAUGGGUGAGGCCAAUUCGAGGCUACGGAAGCAAGAAAAGAAGCGGGCCUUUGUCAGGGGUGCGGAGGCCAUUGCCGGGGGUGCUGGUCUCUAUAUCGGAAGGGCAGCAGUGAGGCCGUCUCGCGGUAGGGCGGGUGGGUCGUUGCUGGGGGCUGCGGGGGGAGCUCGCAUAGAGCACGCCAGCUGUAGGCAGGUUGGGGUGGUGACGCUGGCGGACCUUCACAGGAAGUCGGAGAAAGACCGCAAGACAUCUGUGCUGAAGUCACAGCUGCAGUGUGCGGGGGUGAAGGGCUGCCAGCUCCAGGACUAUCGCUCCAUAGAAAACGUCCUCACCUGGCUUCAAACUGCAGAGCUGCAGGAGCCGGAGUUGUCGGAGGUCAUGAGCAUGAGCAGUGCUCCCGCUGCACCGACGUGGCAGGAGGCUGGCUGGCAGCGGCAACGUGCAGCCGCCAGCAGCGACUGCUGCGCACAGAGCUGUAUGACUAGGCUGUGGCGGCGGGGCAGUAGCUGCAGCCGCGCGCGGAACCAUGUGGCGGCGCUGCUGGUGGUGCUUGGUGUGCGGGCCUGGUGGCAGGGUGGCUAGGCACCACCAAGGGUGGAAUCAUGGUUGCUUACCAAGGCCGUGCGGCGCCUGCACCUAUAAGGGCUGCAGGUGACUGGUAUGUUUGUUGCUGGCGGGAUGGAGCAGGGAGCCGUGAUGAUGAGGCCGUGGUGUGGUGUCGCACGAACAUCCUUGCGGUGCGGCAUGUUGCUGGUUGGCAUGUGUUCCAGCGGACUAGAUUUUGGCAUCAAAGACCUGAAUGGACAACAUGAUUAGGAGGCCCUCCUCCGCCCCCCCUGAUGCUGCACUAAAGUCGGUAAUGUAUUAGUGGCCUUGCCGUUGCAGCUUUUGCAUUGGGGUGGGGUAUCCGUCCGUGUUUCAGCUCUGUAGCCGAAUGAAGCAUAUACUGGUAAAAAAUAUGAAGUGCUGGUGGUCUGUGGAUGGCUGCACUUGUGCUGGGUUGUGCUCCAUGUUAGCUGUACGAUUGUUGGGCUGUAGUGCGGUGCUGCCGGCCUGCCAAACAUUCAAUGUCUGCCUGUGAAAUCCGUAAUACCCACCUCAACUGGAUUUCAGCAUGACAUGCGUUCCCACGGCCUCUGCAACUGGAUAGUGGGCCAACAGGGUACCGUACUGCUACACGUGAUUCGUGAUAUCAGAAUUCGUGAAAUGUUAUUUUGGGGCCCUGAGAUUUUCACGGCGUGCACCAUUUUCGUGAAAGGAUCGUGGUGUUAGGUGGUCAGGAUUUUCACUGUGCUACCAGAUUUCGUGAAAUCGCCCCCCUACUUCCCAUCCCACCGCGUGUAUCUCGGGGUUGGGCUUGCAGCACAUCGAAUCUAUAAACACCGCGUCACCACAUGGCUCCCUUUAACAGCUCCUUGUAUGCACCACACAC
This is a messenger RNA of Volvox carteri f. nagariensis, 1942 nucleotides long. RefSeq lists its product as uncharacterized. NCBI's taxonomy places the organism in Eukaryota, Viridiplantae, Chlorophyta, Chlorophyceae, Chlamydomonadales, Volvocaceae. The coding region runs from base 1 to 1092 and encodes 363 amino acids. The transcript is spliced from 10 exons. The record is from RefSeq and is a predicted model, not a curated record.